AUGCCUGGCAACGUGGCCAUAGCUUCGCGUGUUGCUCUUGCUGCUGCAGCACGGGCAUCAUGCCCUCCAGUUUCCUACGGGGCCCCACGUGUGUGUGCGCCUUCACCGCGACUUGAAGCAGCAGCAGCAGCAGCAGCAGCAACAGCACAGGCACCGCCGAACUCGAGGAGCCUCUGCAGCCUCUCCAGCGACCCCUUUUUGCACAGUUCUCCGCAUCAUGCAUGCUGGAGCGGCAGAGGGAAGACGCGCUGCUUUUCCGUCUUAAGAGACCCCAAGCCACUCCACAGGGUGUUAGCUGAGCUUGAGGCUGCUGAGAAGGUCAAAGGGCAAGACAGCAGCCGCGGCAGCAACGCAGAGAGCACAUUUAUCUCGGAGAGGGCAUCCACUCGCGCUUCUUCUGUUGAAUGGAGUGCAGUCGCGACGAACAGCAGUCCUUGCAACAGCGGACACAGCAGCGCUCGCAUGCCUUUUUACGAUGAAGACAGCACCGCGUCAGACAGCUUCCUCGACUGUCGCGAUGGAGAGACCAUCGAGACGGUUGAGGCACAAAGCCCCCUGCCGUCGCUUGGCUUCGGAGGAGACAGCUCUUCCAGCACAGCGAGAAGCAGCAGCGGCGGAGACAGCUGGGGCGGCUCCACUGCCCCUCCUCCCUUCCAGGCGCUGCAUGCAUCUGCAGAGAUUGUGGCAUCUCAGGAGCAGCUCGAGGCACUGGCUGCGGAGGAAGCCUCGACAGCAGCUGCCGCCUUUUCCCAGCGGCAGAGGGAGCUGUUAGACUGUGUUGCAGCUGCUGCGGCGGGGGAAGGGGGGAUAAGAGGGGCACUGCAGCAGUCCUUCGAGGAUUUGCUGCCGCCUCACAUUAGCGCAGCUGCUGCGACAGGUGCAGGAGGCGCAAGCAACGGAGAUGGAAGGCCUUUAGGCUCUGAUGCAGAGGCAGACGACGCCUUGCUGACGCCUGCGCAGCGAUUCUAUCGAGACAAUCGAGAGUUGCUGCUGCAGCGCGCCGAACAGUACCUCCUUGGAAAGCAGGCAGCAGCAGCAGCUGCUGCUGCGACUGCGACUGACCCCGAAGGAGCCGAAGAGGAAGAGUGGGGUGGCGCUGCAAGUGCGCUCGAAGAAGAUUGGAGAGCUUAUUUCAAUCCAGUCUACAAGCCACCGAAGGGGUUCAGCUGGCCUGUUGGGGGCGGUACUUCUGAAGCCGAUGGGCAAACAAAAGUUGCUGCAGCUGCAGCCUCCUCUGCUCCUCCCGUGGAUCUGGAGUUUUGCAAAGGGCAAUAUCCAGCAUUGAGGGAUCUGAAAAGCCUCCUAACUCAGGAGGGAGUAAUCGACAUUGUGUAUUUGAAUUUAGAGGCUCACAGCCGGCGAGACUUGGGGGUUGUUGCCUUGAUCGGGACCUGCAGUACUGCAGCCCACUGCAGGCGGGUAUCUCGGCUGCUUCGCUCGCUGAUAGCCUCCCUAGAGAUACCCCUCGUGUCGGAUAGCUGCAGCUGCAGCACAGGCAGCACGAGGCGUAACAGGGCACGUACCAGCACCAGCAGCAGCGAGUGGUUUGUGGCCUGCCUAGGUCCGGUGUCUGUCCACCUCAUGACGCCUGCAGCAAGAGCCUUUUACAACGUGGAAGUCGCAUGGACUUCCAACUGCGAAGGCAGUGCAGUACCGCAGCGUGAGCGGGCAGAGGGCGCUCAGGAGGAUGCCCUUGUUCUGCAGUACACUGGGGAUCAGGAAGACGUGCUGCAGCAGCAGCAGCAGCUAAUCCUGCAGCGACUAGAGCACUUACAGCGAAAUCAGGCGGGAUAG
Messenger RNA from Cyclospora cayetanensis, 1794 nucleotides. RefSeq lists its product as uncharacterized. Lineage: Eukaryota; Apicomplexa; Conoidasida; Eucoccidiorida; Eimeriidae. The transcript has 5 exons. The coding region runs from base 1 to 1794 and encodes 597 amino acids. The record is from RefSeq and is a predicted model, not a curated record.